Messenger RNA from Striga hermonthica, 327 nucleotides. The record is from the annotation of a GenBank genome assembly. Lineage: Eukaryota; Viridiplantae; Streptophyta; Magnoliopsida; Lamiales; Orobanchaceae.
AUGGCGGCAUCAUCAUCGCCGUCCGUUGGAAACGCACCUAAAUGGGCUCAGAAGACUGUUACCAUACCCGGAAAGAGACGAGGCUGCCAUGAUGUCACCUCUCAGAUUCUGAAGGAGAUUGCGCCAGACCUGUCGGGCUUUAAGUGUGGCCUUGCCCAUUUCUUCUUGCAGCAUACAAGUGCUUCCCUGACUAUAAAUGAAAACUAUGAUCCUGAUGUCAGACAUGACACAGAGACAUUUUUAAACCGAAUAGUUCCGGAGGGAAGUUCUGCACCAUGGAGACAUACUCUGGAAGGUAAGUUGUUGAUUCAUCCCCUCCUGAUUUGA